AAGCGCGCAUUAAGACAAGCAGGAGGCGUGCAGCCCGCGGGGCUCCGGCGAAGUGACGACGAUGCCGACAUUUGAUCUUUGCGCUUCUUCUGCUUCUUGAUUCAUCUAAUCACGUUCCCCGGCCCGAGAAAGUAAAAGAAGGAAUGGAAUCUCCGCCGGAGGAGGACUUCUGCUCGAUCUGCCACGACAGCUUCACCCUCCCAUGCCAAGCCAAUUGCUCCCACUGGUUCUGCGGCCAUUGUAUUCUGCGUGUGUGGCAUCAUGGAUCUGCCCUUCAACCAUGCAAGUGUCCCAUUUGCCGUCGUUUCAUAACUUUGUUAAUACCUACUGAUGCUGCUGUACAAGAGCGCCAGGACCCAGAAGCUAGUCGAGUUCUUGAAAACAUUGAGAAAUACAACCGAAAUUUUGGUGGAGGCUCAUCCAGCCUUAUACAGAGGUUGAGGGACCUUCCAUUCUUCAUCCGAAGACUGUUAAGAGAAAUGAUGGAUCCACAAAGGUCACUGCCCUUCGUCCUCAGAGUACGAGUGAUUCUUGCUAUGGCUCUAACUGCAAUAUAUGUGCUGAGUCCCGUGGACAUUAUCCCAGAAGGAGUAUUUGGAUUUGUUGGUUUUCUGGACGAUCUCAUCAUUUUACUGAUUGUUUUCCUCCAUCUUGCUACUGUCUACCGUUCAGUACUUCUUUACCGCCACGGAGGUUCUUGAAUGCUCUGGUCAAUAUAUGCAUCUGAUGGAAUUCUCUAGCAAGUUUUAUCUAGAAAGUGUCAAAAGAUGUACUUCAUUUCAGCACAGUAAUUUGUCUCGGAUAUUUGUGUACAAUUCUAAUCUGGCUAGUAGCUCACUUUGCAUUUUUGCAUGUCAUGUAAAUUUUUCAUACAGUUCAUCAUGUUUUCCUGUGAUACCUCUUCUUUAAACAGCUUCUAUUCUUUUGUUUGUA
Messenger RNA from Musa acuminata subsp. malaccensis (wild Malaysian banana), 933 nucleotides. RefSeq lists its product as uncharacterized. Gene Ontology annotation, molecular function: ubiquitin protein ligase activity. NCBI's taxonomy places the organism in Eukaryota, Viridiplantae, Streptophyta, Magnoliopsida, Zingiberales, Musaceae. The record is from RefSeq and is a predicted model, not a curated record.